CCAGUUGUGCAUUUUAAAGAGAAAGAACGCUUCAUCGGUGCGUAGUUCCCCAAUUUCCCAAGCUAGCUACAAGAGCCAAGCUUUGGAAGGAAGUUGGUUAAUUUCCUCGAUAAAUAAACCUUUUAUCGGGGAUUUCGCGCACCUGAUCAAGCCUUUAUUGUUACAUGAAAGUAAUGUUUCUCGACGUGAGCAAAGAGCUAACGAUCGAGAGAAAUACCUCUCUGGCGUGAUGUGUGUAAAUCAAACAGAAAUUGGUUUUAUUGUGAAGGCAACAACCGGAUGUGACAUGUAUGGUUACUGUGAGAUCUACGUUCGUCUGGACUGGGACUCGUUGAUUGCAGUGGCUGCUGCGUUCUGGCCAACAUGGGAAUCGGUGAGGGAUUUAUUACAAAAGGAUUUUAAGAACCACUGGGAAAAUGGCCGAGAGGUUGGAAUGGGUGGAGAUCAUCGAGCCGCGCACGCGGGAGCGCAUGUACGCCAACCUGCUUACAGGCGAGUGCGUGUGGGACCCCCCGCAGGGUGUCCGCAUCAAGCGCACGGGCGACAACCAGUGGUGGGAGCUGUUUGACCCUAACACCUCGCGCUUCUACUAUUACAACGCCUCCACGCAGCGCACAGUGUGGCACCGCCCCCAAGGCUGCGACAUUAUCCCCCUAGCCAAGCUACAGACGCUAAAGCAGCACACUGACGGUGCCAACCCACGUCCCGCAAGCGGAGGCGGGGCGUCAGCAGACAAUAGCCCGGGUCGCAACAGCGGGGUCAGCCGGGAAGGAAGCACCUCCUCCUCGCUGGACCAGGAAGUGUGUGACAAACAGGGCAGUAAAGAGGAAGCAGAGCGAACGUCCCCCUUCAGGUGGAACACGGGUACGAAGGAGCGUAUGUUGAUCAAGGUGACGGACAGGGAGCCCAGCUUCUUGGCCCACCAGGGUAACGGCUACUCCCCCUGUGACCCCCCCACACCAGGAGCUCUGUCAGGAGGGGGUACAGCUUCGCGAGUCCGCCGUUCCUCCGGAGGCAACCCGCCCUCGGACACCGACAGCUCCCCCGUCCUCUACGCUGAGCGCCGCCACUCUCCCUUCCUGAAGCGGGCGGAACUCGGCGGCACGCAGCGGCGCUCGUCCGCCGACUCGCAGCCAUCAUCGCCGCGCUACGCCUAUGAGCCGCCACUGUACGAGGAGCCGCCCUCCGAGUAUCAGCCCCCGCCCAUCUAUGAGGAGCCUCCCACCGACGUUCAUCUAUCCGAGUCCUCCUUCUAUGGCACUGGCAAGUCACCUGCUCGUAAGACUUCGGCACCGCUCUACCACUCCCCCAAGCAGUCCCCCUACGGCCAGCUGGUCCUGACCCGCCAGAAGUGUCCGGAAAAGACGCAGAGCCUAGAGUACAGUCCUGUGGGCAAGGAGUAUGUCAAGCAGCUGGUGUACGUGGAGCAGUCAUCCUCCAGCCCACGCUUCAAGACUGCCGACCGUAUGCUGCGUUACGGCACCACGGGGGGCUACGGCGGUGCUUAUGGGGGAUCCUACACCCUGCAGCACAGUCAGUCUCUAAUCAGGGACCCCCGCCUGCUGCUGGACUACAGCGGUGAGGGCGGCGAGGGGGCGCAGAGGCUGCUUUAUGAGGACUCAGUAUCUUGGUCAUCAAGCCACACACACUCCCUGUCUUCGUCAUCUGCUGGCCCCUUCUCUCCCAGUGGAAACCGCAAACGGAAGAGCCGCAAGCCGUCUCUCCCACAGGAGCUAGCCCGCUGUGGUGGCCCCGACGGGGACCUGGCAGGCACGGCAUCGGAGGCCAUGCUGGCCCAGGCCCGUCUGGCAUGGGAGGCGCAGCAGGUGAUGAAACAGAGGAGCAGCUGGGACUCGGGCCAGGGAGGGGGCGCUCAGGGUUCCAAGGAUGGCUACGAGAGUGACGGUGCCGUGCCCCCUCCCCUGCCAGGCCCCGUGGUGAGGGCCUUCAGCGAGGAUGAGGCACUGGCCCAGAGCGACGGCCACCACUGGAAGCGCAGCACCUUUGAGAGGCUGGGCUUUCCUCAGGCCCUACUGGAAAAAAGCCUCUCGGUCCAAACCAGCCUGGCAUCCCCCGAGCCCUACCUGCACCCCUCACAGUCGGAGGACCUCGGCGCCUGUGCCCAGUUUGAGGCCAGCCGCAACGCCAGAAACAUGAUGCCGAGUGCCAGCUGUGGCGUUUUCCCAGAAUUCACCUUGAGAAAGCCCUCGUCUGAGACCGACAUCGAGAACUGGGCGUCUAAGCACUUCAACAAACACACGCAGGGUCUGUUCAGAAGAAAGGUGUCCAUUGCCAACAUGUUGGCGUGGAGCAGCGAGCCCAUCAAGAAGCCAAUGAUAGUCACCUCAGACCGCAGUGUCAAGAAGGAGGCAGUGGACAUCUUCAAGCUCAUACAAACCUACAUGGGGGACCGGCGUGCCAAAGCCGACCCCUUUUGUGUGGCCCUGGAGGUGGUGGUCCGCGGGUGGAGCAACCAGGGUUUGCGCGAUGAGCUCUACAUCCAGCUGUGCCGGCAAACCACGGAGAACUUCCGCUAUGACAGCCUGGAGCGCGGCUGGGAGUUGAUGGCUAUCUGCCUGGCCUUCUUCCCCCCCACACCGCGCUUCCACAAUUACCUGGAGGGCUACAUCUGCCGACACAUGGACCCCCUCAACGACACCAAGGGAGUGGCCAUCAGCAGCUACGCUAAACACUGCUACAGGAAGCUGACCAAGGCGGCUCUGACUGGCGCAAAGAAGGGUCUGCAGAAGCCAUGCCUGGAGGAAAUCCAACAUGCCAGGAACGCCAUCUUCAGUCCCUCCAUGUUCGGCUCGUCCCUGGAGGAGGUUAUGGCUCUCCAGAAGGAACGCUACCCGGAUCACCAGCUGCCGUGGGUCCAGACUCGCCUGUCUGAGGAGGUUCUGGGUCUCAACGGUGACCAGACAGAGGGCAUCUUCAGGGUACCAGGAGACAUUGAUGAAGUGAACGCCCUCAAGCUGCAGGUGGACCAGUGGAAAAUCCCAACAGGACUAGAAGACCCUCACAUACCAGCGUCCCUGCUGAAGUUCUGGUACCGCGAGCUGGAGGAGCCGCUCAUCCCUCACGAGUUCUAUGAUGAGUGCGUCAAGCACUACGACAAUGCAGAGGCGGCCGUCAAUGUGGUGCUGGGUCUGCCGCACAUCAACAAGCUGGUGCUCUGCUACCUCAUCCGCUUCCUGCAGGUGUUUGCCCAGCCCGCCAACGUGUCCAUCACUAAGAUGGACGUCAACAACCUGGCCAUGGUGAUGGCCCCCAACUGUCUACGCUGCCAGUCGGACGACCCCCGGGUGAUCUUUGAGAACACUCGCAAAGAGAUGUCCUUCAUCCGUGUCCUCAUCCAGCGGCUGGACACCAGCUUCAUGGAUGGAAUCCUAUAGCCCAGCCCCCUCCCAGAUGAAGGGGUUGGCCAGACAAGAACAGUAUGUGGACUUAACGGGUCACGUGACUGCGGUACCCCACGUGCCUUCACGUACGUGCAUAGACCAGGACCAUAGGCCUGCAGGGAUCUCAUCUUCCUCUCUGGUCAUGUGACUCGUCCCGGCAGCUAAGGCUCACUGCCGCCAAUCGCCCAUGGCCCCGCCCACAUGCCAUUACCCUGCCCACUACUGAUUUGUGAAUGUGUCUUUGUGUGUGUGUCAUUGUUUACAAUUGUUGUAUGUUAAUUUGAGAUUAUUUAACAUGACUUUUUUUUUACUUUGUAAUUUAUUUUGUAUUUAUUUGACACCUACUUGUCGAUGAAUGUGUUCACAUGUGAACGAGUGUGUGGUGCUCACACGUGCACUCACACGUGUGUGUGCAAUGAUAUAGGCUCAGUGUACAUUGACUGUACAGACAAUGUAAAAAAAAUUCUAGACAAAUGUGCUGUGAACGUAACACUAACAAGGUUUAUGUUGUUUCUCUCUGCAAAGUCGACACAGGCUCCCCCUAGUGGUGACGCCCUGCCGGGCUCCUGGUGCUGAUAAGCAGGCCACUAGAGAGCGGCACGCUGGGACAAAAGAGACCAAUUCGCUUGAAAAAAAGACGGAAAACAAAUGUAAGAUCACUAAGGUUGGUUCCAUCAGUUUUUGGUGCAAAAUGACAUUUUGUUGUGGCGGCAACCAAUCAGCAUGCAGACAGCCGUUACCACUUUAGCUUGACAUCAAGGAUGAAACUUGACACAAAUGUUCCCAUUCUAGAUAACAGUCGAAUGAAAUGAAGUUCAUUUAUGAAUUUGGUACAUUUUUUUUUCUACUUGUUGCUCCAAGCUUGAGAGCUGUCGAUGAUGAAGAUGGGUUGUGAGGAUGCCAUGUGUGUUUUCAGUUGUUUGUGUCACCGUCUCUCGCUGUGUCUGACAAAAACACCAACAGUGUUUAAUAAAAGACUCAAGCUGGCGCGUCACGUGUCGCUGAUGUGGCGUUGAACACCUGUCGACAGAGUGGGCGGUGCUUGUGCGCUGCAGCUUUCCACGUGCCUGGGUCUCGGUCUCGGGAGUGGCACGUGAGGUUCGGGGAGAGACUGUUCGCGUUUAAUCAAUGCUUCAGGCAAGUACAGCAGAUCAAUUCGACUAAUUAAGUUUAGGCUGUGUGUAAGAAGAACAACAGCAUUUCUUCAUCCCCCUUAAACCUCAUGGAUGGGAAUCGAGUAGGGAAGCCCGCAAGGUCCUCCCCAAGACCCGGAUACUCCACAGGGAUAGCAGCAGUGAGCACAUCAAUCGAGGAACCUUGCUACAAGGUCCUUCCCAAGGACUUGGUGAGCACUCACCGGAGAUCAAGGUAUUCCACUGAGCUUGGUGUCGGUCCAGUGAAGAGUUCUGCCAGCACGCGGACGUCAUGAGCUGUUGACACAGGCAACGUGUGAACACGUCGCAAAGCAUACGCGUCAACGCUGUCCCUUACCAAAGUAAUUUUCAGGCAACAUGAGCUUGCGCAGACACGGCACCGCCUUAAGGGCGUCAACCAGCUGUCGUAAAGCCUCCUCUUUGUUGCUCUGCUGGACCAGGAGAUGGCAGCUGUGGAGACGCAGCUCUGAAAGUCAAAGCAGCGUCAAACAUGGUGGCGCGAAGAAGACAAUACCAUGGGAUUUGUUACCUUCCAGCUUGCACACUCGCAGCACGGUGAGCAUCUGGUGGAAACAAUUGGACAAGUCCAUGUUCUUCAAGUGGAGACUUGUCAGGCGGCCAUUGGACUCUAAACACACACAACACACACAGGUCUGCUCGGGUGAGGUCUGGAUGGAUCUGGACUCAAAUGUCCAUGCAGUCAUUAGGUUGGAGUUUAGACGCUGAAGUCAUAACCAAAAGUACUGCUCAUUUUGACUUUUUGACAUUUUGAAAUGUGUGAUUGUUCACCUGAGAGUGUAGUGAGGAUGUCCUUUUGGGAGUGGGCUGGCAGGUGGACUCCUUCCAAAUGCAGCGUGACCAGGCCGGGGCAGCGUCUCAACACGGACAAGAGGAAGGCGGGCGAUGUCACCCGCCCAUACACUUUGAUUGACAGGCGCUCCAGCGAAAGUUGACCUGCAGAAUGGUUAUAGGACACAGUGAACAACGAGCAGGUGAGGAACGCCCACUGAAGCUGCUACACGGGUAAAAACACACACUCACUCGUAUUAUUUGUAAGAGGCAGCUCCUCCAUGAAGAAGUUCCCGAAUUGCACGUUGAGCUCCGUCAGUCUGGGGUAGGCGUUCAACAAAAAGCUUGGCAAUGCCGGGCACGACAUUGGGUCGAUGGACAGAUGGCUGAGGGAUGCGUCCGAGCAUUGAAAAAGCUGCUCAAGAGCUUUGGUGAAGUCCAACAUAUCCGAAACAGGUAUGGGUGCUGCACCAGAACAUCAAACACACAUGUUGUGUCAUGUAGGGUUGCCAACACCGACAAGGAACACACUUCGCCAAAACUAAAAUCAAAACUAGUCUAUAAAACCUCAAUGGCUUCCCACAAGCUAGGCCAAUGGAUGCCAGCAUGUUUGAUCAUUUCCUUAUCAAAAUGUUUUGCCAUUUGACUUUGCUGAGCUGACCGAGGCUGUACCUGACAACGGCGGCAGCUAGCGAACUUGCUAGGUAGAGUUAAACGCCUGGCUUCUUGUCGUCGUACUACAAAUGUGACUUUUGACCACAGUGACAUUUUGUCACAUUUUAACAAUGCACUUAGUUGGGAGCUUGUUUUUGUCCCAGCUUCUUGUGGAUAUUAUGUUCAUGGGGCACGUACUAACUUUGCAAGUGUCGCUGAACAAUUUUGCUCUCUUGUUGUCAUUCCACUAAUUACUUGUUGUCCUGAAAACACUAUUUGUGUGUGGUGUAAUGAACACAAACACAUACAUAGCGUGUGUAGCGUGCGGUAGAAAAUGAAUGAAUGAAUGAAUGAAUGAAAAUCGUUGAUGACUCACAUCUGCUGCUCAACGUCAAAGCGGUCAGGCGGGAACAUGAUGGAAGGAUUUUAGUCAGCUCGUUCAAGAUCUUCGGUGAACAGUCCUCCAGUUCCAGAUGUUCAAUGAAUCUGUUUGGACACCCGGUGCAUGUUUGGAUGUUUUGGGUACAAAGAAUGUAUGGGUACAUCUGAAAGCGUGCAUCUGUAAGGGCUUCUUCUUCUUCUUCAUUGCAUAUGUUUUCCCUGUGAGGUUUGCUCAGACAUCCUCCUUCAAACAGCACCUUGGACAGGAUGUCAUGAUCAUCGGUACGUAG
Doryrhamphus excisus (bluestripe pipefish) is the source of this 6669-nucleotide messenger RNA. RefSeq names its product Rho GTPase activating protein 39 (gene arhgap39). Gene Ontology annotation, cellular component: cytoplasm; cytoskeleton. Gene Ontology annotation, molecular function: protein binding; GTPase activator activity. Gene Ontology annotation, biological process: signal transduction. The record is from RefSeq and is a predicted model, not a curated record. NCBI's taxonomy places the organism in Eukaryota, Metazoa, Chordata, Actinopteri, Syngnathiformes, Syngnathidae.